AUGUUGUUCCAGGUCCUCUUCCUGUGUCUGUUCGCUUUCAGUUCCUCCGUCUUUGCCGCCUUCGGCUUCACCAAGUCCGGCAGCAACUAUGUUAUUGACGCCGGGUCGUCGGAAGCCCUUGUGUUUACUGUCAGUGGUUCAAGCUGCGAUGUGACCUCGAUCAAGUAUCGUGGUGUUGAGUACCAGUACUCGAGCAAGGGCACACACAUCUCCUCGGGCUUGGGCUCUGCCACCGUCAGUGUGACCACCGUGAAGGGCUCAAGCAACUUUAUCAAGGUUACGUGCACCACGUCGACCCUGACACAUUACAUGGUGGUCAAGGAGGGCCAGAGUAUCAUCUACCUCGCCGACUACAUCUCUGCUGAACCUGAUAUCGGCGAGCUGCGCUUCAUCGCCCGACUCAAGCCGGAUCUGCUUCCUUCUGAGUACCCCUAUGGAUCAGCCUCCACGACGGGUGGCAGCAGCUCAACCGUUGAGGGCUCUGAUGUCUUCGUUGUCGAUGGGCAAACCCGAUCCAAGUUCUACUCGAGCACUCGCUUUAUUGACGAGAACGUCCAUUGCGUCUACGGUGGCUCUGACGUUGUGCAUGCGUGUAUCAUGACUCCACAACAAGAAUCGUCCUCCGGUGGGCCCUUCUUCCGCGACAUCGACACCAACAACGCCGGCGAUUCGACCAACCUGUACAACUACAUGAACAGCGGCCAUGUCCAGACGGAAGCCUUCCGCACCAACGUUCUGCACGGCCCUUACGUCUUUCAAUGGUCUCGAUCCGGUAUCCCGGCCGUGAAGAGCGCCGACACUUCCUUCUUCAGCGAGCUCGGCAUCACAGGCUACGUAGCCACCUCCGGACGUGGCUACGUCUCUGGCACCGCAUCGGGCGUCUCCAGCAGCUUCGAGAUCGUCGUGCACUGGUACAACUCGGACGCUCAGUACUGGGUCAAGGCCUCUUCUAACGGCGCCUUCACGUCGCCCGCCAUGAAGCCUGGCACUUACACCAUGGUGCUGUACCAGACCGAGUUCAAGGUGGCUACAAGCACCGUCACCGUGUCCGCGGGCAAGACGACGACCGCCAACAUCGCCAGCACCCUCGUCUCGCACAAGUCGCUCUGGAAGAUCGGCGAAUACGAUGGCCAGCCCACGGGCUUCCUCAACGCUGACAAGUUCCUCCGCAUGCACCCCUCCGACUCGCGCAUGAGCAGCUGGGGACCCGUUACCUACACGGUUGGGUCCAGCUCCGUUGGACAGUUCCCUAUGGCGGUGUUUUCGUCUGUCAACAAUCCGGUCACCAUCAAGUUCGAUCUCGACUCCGUGCCCGGAGCCGCUACCCUGCGCAUUGCUACCACCUUGUCGUUCGCGGGCUCACGGCCCCAAGCUAAGGUUAACUCGUAUACGGGUCCUGCCCCGUCAGCUCCGACGAAGAUUGAUAGUCGGGGUGUGACACGUGGUGCGUACCGUGGGUUUGGCGAGGUGUACGAUGUCAGUAUUCCAUCGGGCACGCUCGUGGCAGGCUCGAACACGAUCACUAUCAGCUCGUUGUCGGGGAGCAGUGGGACGACAUUUUUGUCACCUAACUUUAUCUUUGACUGCGUGGAGCUAUUCACUAGUUAG
Messenger RNA from Pseudomassariella vexata, 1608 nucleotides. RefSeq names its product Rhamnogalacturonase B, N-terminal-domain-containing protein. The coding region runs from base 1 to 1608 and encodes 535 amino acids. The transcript is spliced from 3 exons. NCBI's taxonomy places the organism in Eukaryota, Fungi, Ascomycota, Sordariomycetes, Amphisphaeriales, Pseudomassariaceae. Gene Ontology annotation, biological process: pectin catabolic process. The record is from RefSeq and is a predicted model, not a curated record. Gene Ontology annotation, molecular function: carbohydrate binding; carbon-oxygen lyase activity, acting on polysaccharides.